CCUCCAGCAAGCAACAGGUGGGAUUUGCUUUCAUUGCGCCUGACCACCGUCUCGCCCUUUGCACCUGCUUUGCCUUGUGACGAAAAGCUUAAAGGCAACCCUUCAAACGGCCUCUCUCACCUUUCUCAACCUUUCCUCUCUUCCACCACUGCAGCACCUCUACCAUCAAACCAUUCCCAUUGAUUCAUUCUCUCUCACUUUGACCACAUACAUCACUUUAGCACAACCCAUAGCCUCAAUCCACCAGACCCUCGUUCGACCAAACACUCGUCCAUCAUGUCUGACACCGGCCGCAAGCCUUUGACUGAUCAGGCUCAAGAGAAGCUCACUCCUGACUCUCAGAAGUCCACCUUCGACAAGGCCAAAGAGUCUGCCACCGGCACCGCCGACGACAUCGCAGGAAUGGUCCAGCCAGGAGACAGCAAGUCCACCACCCAGAAGCUCUCCGAUGAGACUUCGGCCAAGUCCAGCUCAGCCCAAGACACUCUAUCCAGUGCUACACAGAAUAUCCAAGACACUGCCUCUUCUUUGGGCCAGAAGGCUAGCUCGACUGCCGGCGCAGCGCAGGAGUCAGGCAAGGAAUACCUGCAACAGGCGCAAGAAGCUGCUUCUUCCGUCGGCCAGACAGCCAGUUCCAACACUUCAGCUGCACAGGAGUCAGGCAAGACUUAUCUGCAGCAGGCUCAGGAGAUGACUGCCAAUGUUCUGAACAGUGCUAGCAAAGCUGCGUCAGAUCUUGCUAGCAGCAUUUCUGGCGAAAAGAAAUAGACGACGGUCCAUUGUGCUCGGAAUAAUCGACUUCCUGAUUGUGGAGUAUGAAGGGGAGGUCAACACUAGGCAUGAAGCUUCAGGCUUUCGUACAAUCAGCAUCGGAUCCUAGUGUAUCGCAACAUGAAUCGCCGUCGACCUAUUCAUCCAAGGACUGGGGUGGUCUCCAUUAUUGACAAGCUGACCUCGCAGGAACAGUUUGGUUGUGACUGUUAAAUUCUACAGACAAUGAAUUAGUAUUCUUUCCAAACUG
Messenger RNA from Cladophialophora immunda, 1021 nucleotides. RefSeq lists its product as uncharacterized. The record is from RefSeq and is a predicted model, not a curated record. The transcript is spliced from 4 exons. Lineage: Eukaryota; Fungi; Ascomycota; Eurotiomycetes; Chaetothyriales; Herpotrichiellaceae. The coding region runs from base 277 to 768 and encodes 163 amino acids.